AUGGAUCCCCACGUCAAGUUUGGUGCUUUUGAUGAUAAAGAGUUUGGUGACAUACAUCAGUAUCAACGUCUGGUUGGUAAACUUAUUUAUCUUACAGUUACUCGCCCUGAUAUCUCCUUUGUUGUAGGGGUUGUUAGUCAGUUCAUGCAGAACCCUAAGCAAGUACUUUGGGAUGCUGCUUGUCGCAUUCUAAGAUACCUCAAAAGUGCUCCUGGUAAGGGAUUAGUGUAUUGUCGCCAUGGUCAUACCAACGUGGUUGGGUUCUUUGAUGCAGAUUGGGCUGUUUCUGAUGGCGAUAGAAGAUCAACCACAGGUUAUUGUACCUUCUUUGGAGGAAAUUUGGUUAAUUGGAAGAGCAAGAAACAGACGACUGUAGCUCGUUCCAGUGCUGAGGCUGAAUACAAAGCCAUGGCUCAUACUGCUACAAAGUUGAUGUGGGUUCGUUCGUUCCUUAUUGAGCUUGGUUAUUACAGUGAUCAACCCAUGGAGAUGUACAGUGAUAACCAAGCUGCUAUUUACAUUGCCAACAACCCUGUUUUUCAUGAAUGGACCAAACACAUUGAAGUUGAUUGUCAUUUUGUUCGAGUUGCUGUUCAGAAGAAGCUCAUUGUUACUCCUUUUGUUCGUUCACAGUUUCAGCUUGGAGAUAUGUUUACGAAGGCCUUGUUUCGACCUCAAUUCUUGGAUGGUUGUUCCAAGCUGGUUCUUGAUUAUCUUGUCAUUGAGUUUUGCUGA
This is a messenger RNA of Telopea speciosissima, 735 nucleotides long. RefSeq names its product secreted RxLR effector protein 161-like. The coding region runs from base 1 to 735 and encodes 244 amino acids. The transcript is spliced from 2 exons. Lineage: Eukaryota; Viridiplantae; Streptophyta; Magnoliopsida; Proteales; Proteaceae. The record is from RefSeq and is a predicted model, not a curated record.